This is a messenger RNA of Populus trichocarpa (black cottonwood), 471 nucleotides long. RefSeq lists its product as uncharacterized. NCBI's taxonomy places the organism in Eukaryota, Viridiplantae, Streptophyta, Magnoliopsida, Malpighiales, Salicaceae. Gene Ontology annotation, cellular component: cytosol. Bases 1 to 471 code for a protein of 156 amino acids. The transcript is spliced from 2 exons. The record is from RefSeq and is a predicted model, not a curated record. Gene Ontology annotation, molecular function: protein-folding chaperone binding.
AUGGUGAACAUAACAGUGAAGCCAGGAUGGAAGAAAGGAACAAGAAUUACAUUCGAAGGAAAAGGUGACGAGAGACCAGGCUAUCAGCCAGCUGACUUGAUUUUCUUGAUAGAUGAAAAACCACACUUGUUUUUUGAAAGAGAAGAUGACAACUUGGUCUAUAAAGCUGAGAUCCCAUUGGCACAGGCUCUUGGAGGCUGUGCCAUUUCAGUUCCAUUGCUGGAAGGUGAGAGAAUGAGCUUAUCGUUCGACAUCGUAUUAUAUCCAGGAUAUGUAAAGAUCAUCAAGGGCCAAGGCAUGCCGACUGCAAAAGAAAUAGGAAAGAGAGCCGAGAAGGCUAAUCGAGUUGCCACAUUCAAACGAAUAAACGUGACAUCUCCGACCACCUCAAAGGCUUCAACCACCACCACUUGGCUGGGAAACAUUUCCUCUACAUGGAUCAGCUAUCCUCAUCACAUGUUGGCUCAAUGA